Molecule: messenger RNA, 1028 nt
Organism: Neltuma alba
Lineage: Eukaryota; Viridiplantae; Streptophyta; Magnoliopsida; Fabales; Fabaceae
Product: UBP1-associated proteins 1C-like
Exons: 4
Coding region: 1-726 (241 amino acids)
Biological process (GO): negative regulation of transcription by RNA polymerase II; rRNA processing
Cellular component (GO): nucleolus
Molecular function (GO): DNA binding
Source: RefSeq, a predicted model, not a curated record
AUGGCAAAAACAAGUUUUACCAACAUCCGUUCGGCCUGGUCUGAGGCAAAAGCUGAGCUGAUUAUGACACAGCUCCUCUGCAACACAAGAGCUACGAGUAAGCAAACACAUCUUCUCCACGCCGAUGGAAAGAAACACAGGGCAAAAGCUCGGGCAUUCCAUGCUGCAAAGCAACAACCAACUCAGAUGGACGCAUCUUCUCCGGAUGCAAAGCUUCCAGUGGAGCAAGCUUCCAAUGAUAAGGUCCAACUCAACAAUAAUGGACAGCAGACAAAAUUGCAAGAUCCAUCUGAACACAAUAACUUGAAAUCGGGGGAUGAAAUCUCUCAAUCAAAUAAAAAGAGGAAAUCUGAUGUGGCGGAGGAUGACCCUAACAGGAAAAAGGGCAGGGAUGACAAUUCAGGUGAGUUGGGAAAUGGGGAAGUAGUUCAGGCUGAAGGAGCAGAGGCUGGGAGAAAAGAAGAUCGUUUGAAGAAAGAAACGAUGGUUAAUGACAAGAAGAACAUAAAGUGGAAGAAGUUUAUCAAAUCAGAGUUGAAAUCUCAUCCUGAUGGAAAAUUGAAGAUGAAGAAGUUGAGAAAACAUGUCUUGAAAGCCUUGCAGGAAUCUGGCGUUGAAGUUGAUGAAACUGAACUUAGUGAGGCACUUGAGCAUAAGAUCAAUUCGAGUUCCAGAUUUGCAGUUGAGGGGAAGUAUGUGCGUUUGGUGGCCAAGGAUGGUGACUAGUUGCGACCGUAUAAGCUGGAAUCCCUGACUUUUACCUGGUGGUAUUUUGCUAUUGUUAGACAUUAAUUGAUAUCGUUUAGAAUUGAAAGGAGGCGGUCCAUUUUUGCGUCUAAACUGACAGAGGAACUAAAGGAGGAGGAGGUUGUUUUAAUUUAUUUUUCAAACCUCUCCCGUCUCCCUUUGCGAAAAAUUUUUUGCAGGAACGAAUUGAUUAUUAUUAUGCAAAUGUAUUCAGUUGUUGUAUAAAAUGAUUUUGAAUCACUGAAAGGUAAUUUCUUUUAUUGUUUAUUGUUUAUUAUCAA